Exserohilum turcica Et28A is the source of this 864-nucleotide messenger RNA. RefSeq lists its product as uncharacterized. The transcript has 2 exons. The record is from RefSeq and is a predicted model, not a curated record. The coding region runs from base 1 to 864 and encodes 287 amino acids. Gene Ontology annotation, cellular component: Ski complex. Gene Ontology annotation, molecular function: protein binding. NCBI's taxonomy places the organism in Eukaryota, Fungi, Ascomycota, Dothideomycetes, Pleosporales, Pleosporaceae.
AUGUCGACGAAAACAGCGCUCAAGGCCGCCAAGGCCGCGAUUGGCGCAAAAGAUUGGGACGAGGCGAAGCAGCAGGCAACGGCGGUCGUCGAGAAGGACCCAAACAGCUACUUUGGCCAUCUUUUUCUGGGGCGGGCAAACGACGGACUGGGUCUAUUCGACGAGGCGGCAAAGGCCUACUACCAGGCGACCAAGAUCAAGCCCGACGAUGCCCAGGCCUGGCUGGGUCUGAGGGCCAUGUACGAGGGGCUCAAGGGCACCAAGGUCGACGAGAACAUUGACGUCGGCCUGUCGCUCGCCCAAAUAUACAUGGACCUUGACGAUGCGUACAAGGCGCAGUCGGCCAUCGACAAGCUUGUGGACCACGCCCGCGCCCACGGCACAAAGACUCAAUACGCCCGCGCCCUCGGCACACAGCUGCCCUCGUCGCCCGUAUACUCGUACCUGGAAGGCCGGCUACCCGACCCCUCAGCAACACUGACGCGCAUCGCCGAGAUGCACGAGGCCCAGGAAGCAUCGACUAUAAAGCGACUCAUAGAAGAGCGGCGGUUACGCGUGGGCGCGACACUAGAGGGGACCACCGCCUCGGUCAAGAACGAGGUCUAUGCCGCUAGCCCGCUUGAGGAUAUAUACGAGCAAAUUGUCAACUGGACGCGCGACGACGAGCUGCGCAGGGAGUAUGAAGAGAAACUAUUGGCGAGGGCAUAUGACGCGUUGAUGGUGCUGCCUACAGGGCAGAAGGCAGACAAGAGGGCCAAGGUCAUGAAGCUAGCGCACGACAUGGUCCUGAUCAAGCACCCGAAUUUACUGGCUUGGACCAUCGAGCUGGAGUGGCGGUCGAGCAUGGAAGUUGAGGCGCAUUGA